AAGAGUUUCAUCUGUAGGAAGCCGUAGCCGUCCCACAGAUCUUUUGUGUGAGCAACAUCGUAGCUUUUUCUGGAGGAAGUGGAAAAGCUUUCACAACGUAGUUUGUCCAGCUACUGUUCGGCCAGCCUACCCAGUGCCUAAGGUCUCUGUCUUCACAUCUCCCCUCUGACUCAAGCACAUCGUGCAGCCUAACUAUGUCAGCAUUGGACUGAUCCCAGAAUGGCCAGACCACAUCGAGAUCAAGAACCAAGAGCAGAUUGAGGGCCUUGCUAGAGCAUGUCAGCUUGCCAGACACGUAUUGCUACUUGCUGCAGGCAGUCUGAAAGUUGGUAUGACAACAGAUGAAAUAGACUUUAUUGUGCACCAGGAGACAAUCAGGCACAAUGCCUACCCCUCCCCUCUUGGAUACGGAGGUUUUCCUAAGUCAGUCUGUACAUCUGUGAACAACGUGGUGUGUCAUGGCAUACCUGACAGCCGCAAACUUGAAGAUGGUGAUAUCAUAAACAUCGAUGUCACAGUGUAUUUGGAUGGUUACCAUGGUGACACCUCAGAAACCUUCUUGAUUGGCCAGGUGGAUGAGGUUGGGCAGCAGCUGGUGGAGACGGCGAGGCGUUGCAGAGAUGAGGCUAUCGCUGUUUGCAAACCAGGAGCACAACUUUGUGUUAUAGGAAACACUAUUAGUGAAAUAGCCCAUUCUCAUGGCUUUCAAGUGUGUCCGUAUUUCAUUGGUCAUGGAAUAGGUUCCUAUUUUCAUUGCCAUCCUGAGAUUUGGCACCACGCUAAUGAUAAUGAGAUAACCAUGGAUGAAGGGAUGGCUUUUACAAUAGAGCCUAUAGUAAUGGAGGGGUCUCCAGAGUUUAGAAUCUUGAAGGACAAAUGGACCGCGGUGUCGGUCGAUGAUAAAAGGUCAGCUCAGUUCGAACACACGGUGGUCAUCACAGCUGAAGGAGCGAAGAUUCUCACUAAACUACCAGAAGAAGACAAUCUGUGACAGAAACUGACUACUACCUCGAAUAGUACACCAUUUGAGGAUCUGAGCUACUGUUUGUGAAUAUAAAAAAACUGUGUUGUGUAACAAGCUCCCUUACUGUAGAAUUGCAAAGACCAAGUGUUUUUGAUUAUUAAGGAAUGCAGACAUGUUCUUUCAAAUAAAAAUACAAUCCACACA
Molecule: messenger RNA, 1168 nt
Organism: Girardinichthys multiradiatus
Lineage: Eukaryota; Metazoa; Chordata; Actinopteri; Cyprinodontiformes; Goodeidae
Gene: metap1d
Product: methionyl aminopeptidase type 1D (mitochondrial)
Exons: 9
Coding region: 332-991 (219 amino acids)
Biological process (GO): proteolysis
Molecular function (GO): metalloaminopeptidase activity
Source: RefSeq, a predicted model, not a curated record